GAGGAGGUGGGGACCGCGCGCCGCCGCGGGGCAGAGGGCGGGGCUGGGGAGGGGACGCGCCGUGGCCCCCCCUCCCCUCCCACGCACCCCCCUGCUACGUCAGAAGCUCGCGGGCCGGCUCCGAGUCCUGUCGGUGGGGGCAGCAGGAUGCUGGUGGAAGCAGAGGGGGCCGGCCGGGUGCCUCCGCAGCUCGGCUGGCAGGGCCCCGCGGGACGCGUGCGGCUGCGAGCGCGAGGCCCCCCGCCCCCGCCUCCCCAUGCAGCCCUGGCAGUGCCUCCGGCGUUUUGCCCUGGCCUGGUGGGAGAGGACCGCCGAGGGCCGCGCCCGAUCGCCCCGGGAGGAGGCCGGACCGCGGGAGCCCGGGGCCCGUGGGGAGCCAGGGCUGCAGCGUGCGGCGGGAGGGAAGCCUGCUGGACUGUGUUCCCUCUGUUUAAAGUCUCCAGAUCCGGAGCGGAGCAGCCCCCCCAUGCUGUCUGCUGACGAUGCGGAGUACCCGCGGGAGUACCGGACCCUGGGGGGUGGGGGCGGGAGCGGCGGGGGCCGGCGCUUCUCCAACGUGGGGCUGGUGCACACGUCGGAGCGGCGCCACACGGUGAUUGCGGCGCAGAGCCUCGAGGCGCUCAGCGGGCUGCAGAAGGCCGACGCCGAGCGCAAGCGCGAUGCCUUCAUGGACCACCUGAAGAGCAAGUACCCGCAGCACGCCCUGGCGCUGCGGGGUCAGCAGGACAGGAUGCGGGAGCAGCCAAACUACUGGAGUUUUAAGACCCGCAGCUCACGCCACACUCAGGGAGCCCAGCCCGGGCUGGCAGAUCAGGCAGCCAAGCUGUCUUACGCCUCGGCUGAGUCGCUGGAGACCAUGUCUGAGGCUGAGCUGCCCCUGGGCUUCAGUAGGAUGAACCGCUUCCGACAGAGCCUGCCCCUCUCCCGCUCCGCCAGCCAGACCAAGCUGCGCUCGCCAGGGGUGCUGUUCCUCCAGUUCGGAGAGGAGACUCGGCGCGUGCACAUCACGCACGAGGUCAGCAGCCUGGACACGCUGCACGCACUGAUCGCGCACAUGUUCCCGCAGAAGCUCACCAUGGGCAUGCUCAAGUCGCCCAACACCGCCAUCCUCAUCAAAGAUGAAGCGCGCAACGUCUUCUACGAACUGGAGGACGUCCGGGACAUCCAGGACCGCAGUAUUAUCAAGAUCUACAGGAAGGAGCCUCUCUACGCUGCUUUCCCUGGCUCACACCUCACCAACGGGGAUCUCCGGAGAGAGAUGGUGUAUGCAUCGCGGGAGUCGUCACCCACACGGCGCCUUAACAACCUGUCGCCGGCGCCGCACCUGACCUCGGGCUCGCCGCCGCCGGGACUGCCGUCGGGGCUGCCGUCGGGGCUGCCGUCGGGGCUGCCGUCGGGCUCGCCCUCGCGCUCGCGCCUCUCCUACGCUGGCGGCCGGCCGCCCUCGUAUGCCGGCAGCCCGGUGCACCACGCGGCUGAGCGGCUGGGAGGCGCCCCGGCCGCCCAGGGCGUCAGCCCCAGCCCCAGCGCCAUCCUGGAGCGGCGCGACGUGAAGCCGGACGAGGACCUGGCGGGCAAGGCGGGCGGCAUGGUGCUGGUGAAGGGCGAGGGGCUCUACGCCGACCCCUACGGGCUACUGCACGAGGGCCGCCUGAGCCUGGCCGCGGCCGCCGGGGACCCGUUCGCCUACCCCGGCGCCGGCGGCCUGUACAAGCGCGGCUCGGUGCGCUCGCUCAGCACCUACUCGGCCGCGGCGCUGCAGUCGGACCUGGAGGACUCGCUCUACAAGGCGGCGGGCGGCGGCCCGCUCUACGGCGACGGCUACGGCUUCCGCCUGCCGCCGUCGUCGCCGCAGAAGCUGGCCGACGUGGCGGCGCCCCCCGGGGGACCCCCGCCGCCGCACAGCCCCUACUCCGGGCCGCCCAGCCGCGGCUCGCCGGUGCGUCAGUCUUUCCGCAAGGACUCGGGGUCCUCGUCGGUCUUUGCCGAGAGUCCAGGGGGCAAGACCCGCAGCGCAGGGGCUUCCUCCACGGCCGGAGCUCCUCCUCCUGAGCUCUUCCCCGGCCCCGGGGAACGCCCCCUCCUCGGGUUCGGGCCUCCGGUGCCAGCCAAGGACACCGAGACCAGGGAGCGCAUGGAGGCCAUGGAGAAGCAGAUUGCGAGCCUCACAGGCCUGGUGCAGAGUGCCCUGCUUCGAGGCUCGGAGCCCGAGACACCCAGUGAGAAGAUUGAAGGCUCCAAUGGAGCGGCCACCCCCUCAGCACCCUGUGGCUCCGGUGGGCGAAGCAGCGGGGCCACCCCAGUGUCGGGGCCACCCCAGCCCUCCGCGGGCAGUGCCUCUGCUGGGCAGCCCACACCCAUCAGCCGUUUGCAGCUGCAGCUCUACCUGCGUGGCCUGCAGAACAGCACCAGCGACCUGCGCAGCCAACUCCAGCAACUGCGCAAGCUUCAGCUCCAGAACCAGGAGUCGCUGCGCGCGCUGCUGAAGGGCACGGAGGCGGAGCUGAGCAUGCGCGUGUCGGAGGCGGCGCGGCGGCAGGAGGACCCGCUGCAGCGACAGCGCACCCUGGUGGAGGAGGAGCGGCUGCGCUACCUCAACGACGAGGAGCUCAUCACUCAGCAGCUCAAUGACCUGGAGAAGUCGGUGGAAAAGAUCCAGAGGGACGUGUCCCAUAACCACCGGCUGGUGCCCGGGCCCGAGCUGGAGGAGAAGGCGCUGGUGCUGAAGCAGCUCGGGGAGACGCUGACCGAGCUCAAGGCUCACUUCCCGGGCCUGCAGAGCAAGAUGCGGGUGGUGCUGCGCGUGGAGGUGGAGGCCGUGAAGUUCCUGAAGGAGGAGCCACAGCGCCUGGACGGGCUGCUCAAGCGCUGCCGCGGGGUCACGGACACGCUGGCCCAGAUCCGCAGGCAAGUGGAUGAGGGAGUGUGGCCACCCCCCAACAACCUCCUGAGUCAGUCCCCCAAGAAGGUGGCGGCUGAGAGCGACUUUGGCAAGAGCUUGGACUUUGAGAUGCCUCCGCCCAGUCCCCCAGUGCACCUCCAUGAGCUGAGCGGGCCGGCCGAGGGACCCCCGGUUCUCCCCAAGGGAGGCAACCCCGGCAAAGGCCUCGACGCUCCUGGCAAGAGAAGCGUGGACAAGGCAGUAUCUGUGGAGGCUGCCGAGCGCGACUGGGAGGAGAAGCGAGCGGCCCUGAGUCAGUACAGCGCCAAGGACAUCAACCGCCUGCUGGAAGAGACACAGGCCGAGCUGCUGAAGGCCAUCCCUGACCUGGACUGCGCCGGCAAGGCCCACCCGGGCGCGGCCCCCACCCCUGACCACAAGCCCCCCAAGGUCCCCCAUGGCCAGAAAGCAGCGCCCCGAACGGAGCCCAGCGGGAGGAGGGGCUCAGACGAGCUCACAGUACCCCGAUACCGCACAGAGAAGCCCUCCAAGUCCCCCCCGCCGCCCCCACCCCGCCGGAGCUUCCCCUCCUCCCACGGACUGACGACCACGCGCACCGGCGAGGUGGUGGUCACCAGCAAGAAGGACUCGAACUUCAUCAAGAAGGCCGAAUCGGAGGAGCUGGAGGUGCAGAAGCCACAAGUGAAGCUGCGUCGAGCCGUGUCGGAGGUGGCUCGCCCCGCCUCCACGCCACCCAUCAUGGCCUCAGCCAUCAAGGACGAGGACGACGAGGACCGCAUCAUCGCCGAGCUGGAGAGCGGCGGUGGCAGCGUGCCCCCCAUGAAGGUGGUGACUCCGGGGGCCUCGCGGCUGAAGGCGGCACAGGGUCCGGCGGGCAGCCCCGACAAAGGCAAACACAGCAAGCAGCGGGCGGCCGAGUACAUGCGGAUCCAGCAGCAGGCCACUAAACCAUCUAAAGAAAUGAGCGGGUCGAAUGAGACCUCGAGCCCAGUCUCAGAAAAGCCCUCGGCUUCCAGAACCUCCAUUCCCGUAUUGACUUCCUUUGGGGCGAGGAAUUCUUCCAUCUCCUUCUAGAAGGCCCCUCACACUCCCACCCCAGCCUGUCCCCCCUCACCCCUGCCAUCUCUCCCCCUGCACUUUGUCCCCUCAUCUCCCCACACCCCACCCCAUUCUCCAGGACCCUCCUUAGGGUGGGCCACAGGCAUGGCCCCCCCCUAUAUACCAUCCCCUGGGGGUGUUUUUGGUUUUUUUGAAAGCAUUCUCUUUCAAUUAUCUUUUUUUUUUUUUUAAUAAAAAAGUAAAAGACAAAACAGUCAAACUAAAAGCCAAAACACACCACCUUCCCUUGACUUCCUGUUCCGGAAGGGCCCUCUUCCGGUCCUUAUCCCUGCCUUUCUCUCCCCCACUCUUCCUCCAUGUCCAUCCCCAAGUCCCCGCCCUCCUUCCCACCCGCCUUCCCUGACCUUCCCAAGAGCUCUUCAAACAACUGAGCCACGGAGCCUUGGAGCGCAGAGACACCCUCUCCCCUUCCUCGGAAACCUACCCACAGGACUCCCCGGACAAUGGAUUGGCUGCAAAAUGGGGUGCAUUGCUGGGAGACUGGCCCUGGAGGUGCCCCAGCCCUCCCGCCUGGAGCCUGGAAGUGAUGGAACUCUGGGCUCCCUGCCUGAGGGGCCCCUGGCU
Molecule: messenger RNA, 4585 nt
Organism: Sorex fumeus (smoky shrew)
Lineage: Eukaryota; Metazoa; Chordata; Mammalia; Eulipotyphla; Soricidae
Gene: SRCIN1
Product: SRC kinase signaling inhibitor 1
Biological process (GO): regulation of dendritic spine morphogenesis
Cellular component (GO): cytoplasm; actin cytoskeleton; postsynaptic density
Source: RefSeq, a predicted model, not a curated record